AUGGCGUUCAGCGGUGCCCAGAUUCUCGCUGCCUUCACCCUGGGCUUUCUUCUCAUGGCCUUCUGUGUGGAGGCUAAGAUAUGCACGGCCCCUAGCAAGUGGGGCCAAAUGAGCACUUGCAAGACCACGGCUUGCAUCGGGGCCUGUCAGUACGAGCACUUUAAGGGUGGGUACUGCUCCAGCAACGACGGCAACUACUUUCACAUACCUAAGAGAAAGACGUGCAUGUGUACAUAUGACUGCUGGAAAAACCCCACCACCACUGUCAGAACCUACGUGCAUAAGGCACCGGGUGAACCCGAGGUGCCCAAUCCUAAGAAGAAGUCGCCGCCAUAUGAACGUGAUGUGCCGGAGCCGCCCUCGGGAGAAAACAAGAAGAAAAGCUUCCGCCAGCUGCCAACCAGUGAGCAAAUGGUCUAG
Messenger RNA from Triticum turgidum subsp. durum (durum wheat), 420 nucleotides. The record is from the annotation of a GenBank genome assembly. Lineage: Eukaryota; Viridiplantae; Streptophyta; Magnoliopsida; Poales; Poaceae.